UGUGUGACAGCUCCAGAGGGUCGACCCUACGCCGGUCGCUGAGUGUAGUUGGCUUGUGGUGGAGGAUCACGCACCUCUGUAUUUUGCAAUAAAAGUGUAAAAUGUAUUACAAAUUUAGUGGAUUCACACAAAGGCUAACGGGAGCGGCACCGGCAACAGCCUACAGCCCCCAGGGGCUGAGACCAGCUGUACCAGCAGAACCCCCGCCCAUGAUCUUCGCCACCCCAACCAGAAUUGUGUCCGAGUCGGGAGAAGCUGGCCAGUUCCUCGGUGCCAACAGAGUUCCUGAUCUCCAGAAGUUAUUUCAGAGGUCUGACGGGGUGCCGGUACACCUGAAGAGGGGAAUGCCUGACAAGCUGCUGUACCGCACCACCAUGGCUCUCACGAUAGGAGGAACCCUGUACUGCCUCAUUGCUCUCUACAUGGCCUCCCAGCCCAGGAAGAAGUGAAUGCUGUCUUCCUGACCGUCCUCUCAUCCGGUGUUAAUAAAACCCCUAAUGACAAUGACACUGUACAGGAAUCCCAAUCAACGACAACCUCGUUUCCAUGAUUAGCCUGUUAAUAUUGUAUAUAACCCCACUUCUUUAGAGCCAGUUGUUUUUCUGCCAUUUAUUUUUCCCUUCUGACAGCUUUUGUUUUCAGUUCCAGAGGGCAUCCUUUAAAAACCCAGGUGAAUGGCAGAACAAUUCUGAUUGCCUUGAUUAGUGUUAUUAUGGUGUUAUGGUUGCCUGCGUGGAGCUGUGAAAAGGCACUAAUGGCAAGUCCUUUCCUCUUAGUCAGGCAUCACUGAAAGGGAUCUUGAUGUUGGUGGGUUUGUUAAGGCAGGUACCAUUGUUUGUGUUUAAAAGCAAAUGUCUAGGGAAAAUGCCCAUUCACAUUAUGGUUUUGAACAGCCUCUUAACCCCAAGAAGCCAUUACAUUUAAAUAUUAUAGCAGGGUCAAGUACAAUGUUAACUACCACAAUUAUAAAAGAUAAGUUUUUGUUUUCCUUACCCUCUCAGCCUUUCAGACUACUUCACAUUGAAAUGAGCUGUUUAUAAUGUGAACACUUGAACCUGAAAUUAACAGAACCCAAGGAGAAAUCGAUGUGGCAGUCACCAUGGUAUGCAGGGAUCAAUUCACAUUACAGUCCGUGUUCUUAUGCAAGCAGUGUGUUGUUGUGUCUAGCAAUGGAUGGUUCACCUUUUGCAUUUUGCAGAUGUUCUGAUGUAUUUUGGAUUGAUAAAUGGUUUGGGACUACAAAAUGUUAUAUUCAGCAUGUUAACUAAUGGCUGCAAGAAGAAAUCACUCGACUUGAGAGAUAGAAAAUUAAAAGAUUUAUUGUCAAAAGGGUUUAGGUUUUCUUUAAAAAGCCAAAGGCAAUCAUAAACAGCGAUAUGGCUUAGCAGCCAAAAAUUGAAUUCUUCAUGUUAAAGUGUAUGUAAUAUUACAUUGUUGCCACUGAUUCUUACAAUAAUUAAUUCCACUUAUUGUACAAUAAUGAGUGAGCUGCUGUAGAAUAAAGGUGUCCGGAUCUGUGUUAUACUGUGACUAUAUCGUAGGAUGCUUCUCUUGCAUCCAUGUCUUUUUGGGGAGAGUAAAUUUAUUUUUAAAGGCACAUUUGUACAAUAGUUUAUUUUACUCUUUGGUUUAAAAUAUUGCAAUAAAAAUACAUGUAGUGAAUGAGUUCCUAAUGCUUAAUUUGCUGUAGUUUAUUAUGUAUACAGUGUUCUGUAUUUGCAUAAUUUACUACAACAUCCCUUCCUUUAAUCAAUUAACAGGUAUUAGAUCUUCACUAGAUCACUUGACGAAAAUGGUUAUUACCCACAAGAUGUAAGAUGUUCACCAUUGCUGAGUAUUUUUUUAGAUAUUGUAAUAGUCAUUAUUAAACACCAUAGAUAUCUCCAUUCUUUCAUCUCAUUCAUCAGCUGGCGAAAAUAAAUGUAUGACUGUGCAUGCAGAUGAGUUGCCACACUGUAUGACUGCAACAGGUUAAAUUAAACAGGCUCUGGGAUUAGUGAUCAGUGUUGCCUGUAAACUGUGUUUGAGGGAUUGAUGAGGUACAACACUGCUGUUGAGAAGUUAAAUGAAAAGCAGCUCGGCUUGAUUUUUUUAGAAAUUUUGUGUUUUGAAAAGGGAAACCAAAUUGAUCAAAGUUUAAAGAAACACCACAUGCUAAAAGAUAAAUGCAGAAAAGGUGGAACAUUGCAAGCAGUAAAGUCCAUGAUAAACCAUUCCAUGUUUUGUAAAACAGGUUAGGCAUUGGUGUGGUGUAUCAAUAGUUACAGGAAUACACCUUUGAACCAGAAGUUAUCAUUUAUCUGACUGCAACCUGAACAUUUGUGUUUGGUUGAUGUUAUUAUAUUAUUUGUGUUUUAAACAUUUUGCCAUAUUUGUGUGCAAAUAACAAGAAAAUCUUGAUGAAAUAAAAUCCAAAAAUAGGUUUGUA
This is a messenger RNA of Lepisosteus oculatus (spotted gar), 2428 nucleotides long. It is a transcript of the gene cox7a2l, whose product is annotated as cytochrome c oxidase subunit 7A2 like. Gene Ontology annotation, biological process: mitochondrial respirasome assembly; regulation of oxidative phosphorylation; mitochondrial electron transport, cytochrome c to oxygen. Lineage: Eukaryota; Metazoa; Chordata; Actinopteri; Semionotiformes; Lepisosteidae. The record is from RefSeq and is a predicted model, not a curated record.